Molecule: messenger RNA, 1166 nt
Organism: Cygnus olor (mute swan)
Lineage: Eukaryota; Metazoa; Chordata; Aves; Anseriformes; Anatidae
Gene: TIMM22
Product: translocase of inner mitochondrial membrane 22
Exons: 4
Coding region: 58-633 (191 amino acids)
Biological process (GO): protein insertion into mitochondrial inner membrane
Cellular component (GO): TIM22 mitochondrial import inner membrane insertion complex
Molecular function (GO): transmembrane protein transporter activity
Source: RefSeq, a predicted model, not a curated record
UCACCCCCUCUGUGUUACGGGAGCGGAGUGGCGGCCGCCUGAGGGGGCUCCGCGGUGAUGGCGGCUGCCCCGUCCCCUUCGUCGCCGGGCGGCCCGGAGCCGGAGCCGCCGGCGGUGCGGUACAGCGAGCUGCUGCAGCACCUGGUGGGCGAGCGGCGCCGGCCCCGAACCUGGGACCCCGCCGCCCUGGGAGGCAUCCCCAGCCCGGCCAAGAGCGAGGAGCAGAAGAUGGUGGAGCGGGCCAUGGAGAGCUGCGCCUUCAAGGCGGCGCUGGCCUGCGUGGGGGGAUUUGUUCUUGGAGGAGCGUUUGGUGUCUUCACAGCUGGCAUCGACACCAACGUUGGGUUUGAUCCCAAGGAUCCCUAUCGCACGCCAACUGCGAAGGAGGUGCUGAAGGACAUGGGGCAGAGAGGCAUAUCCUAUGCGAAGAACUUCGCCAUCGUUGGCGCUAUGUUCUCCUGCACUGAGUGUGUGGUAGAAUCGUAUCGUGGAAAGUCAGACUGGAAGAACAGCGUUAUUAGUGGCUGCAUCACAGGAGGAGCGAUCGGCUUCAGAGCUGGUUUGAAGGCAGGCGUUAUCGGCUGUGGAGGAUUCGCCGCUUUCUCUGCAGCAAUUGAUUACUACCUACGGUAACAGUGGGAUCCCUUGGGAGCAAGUCUUCCUUGUGUUCCAGUGCUGCUGCGAAGAGCCUGCAUCACAGCAGAAGAACCGUCGAGCUUACCUUUCCACUGCUUUGGAGUCCUGAUCAGUGCAAGCUGGAUGGUGCUGGCUGCUUCUCCUGAAUGACUAACAAUAAUCUGGCGCUGAGCCUUGGCAUGCUGCUUCAGGCAGACUUGCAGGAAUAUGCAAGGAUGGAGCCAGGCGCAGUGAGCAGUAUCACCAGGACGGAUCAGCUGACUGUCAGUUUCCAGGAAACAAGCCUGGACUCUGAGCUUUCUGGAUCCUUUGGGUCUGAUUUUGAUUAAGUCUGUUGCUAGCAUCAAAAGAGGCAGGAGGACAAUUUCGUAAAGAAAUGCAGUGGUUUAGAUGACCGUGUAUUUGAACGUGCUGCAAGUGUUUAGCAGUUACCAGUUUGCAGCUUGCUGUUCUGUUGGGGAGAGGUAAGAUCCUGUGGAGAAAUAGUUUGUUCCAGGCUUUUCUUAAAAUACCAACUGAAGACAAACCAC